This is a messenger RNA of Spinacia oleracea (spinach), 1377 nucleotides long. Its product is annotated as protein SAWADEE HOMEODOMAIN HOMOLOG 2. Bases 184 to 966 code for a protein of 260 amino acids. Gene Ontology annotation, molecular function: chromatin binding. Lineage: Eukaryota; Viridiplantae; Streptophyta; Magnoliopsida; Caryophyllales; Amaranthaceae. The record is from RefSeq and is a predicted model, not a curated record. The transcript is spliced from 9 exons.
AUUCAUACUAAAAAAAGGUCAUAAGAAUUUCUCACAAACACCCCUCCUCAAAAAUUAGGGAGGAGGAUUGUUCUUUAAUUCUUUCUGCCUGUCUCUGUACCACAGUUCGCAGUUACUUCAUACAAUUCUUGCAAUUCUAAAUUACCCCAAAAAAGGUAGGGUUUUUGUUGAGCUUUUUCUUCCAUGGAUCGUCUUCGACCCAGAGACAGAGAAAGAAAGGUGUUUUCUGGCUUCACAGAUACCGAAAUUGAAAAGCUGGAAUGCUUCUUUACAGAAUAUGGAGGAUUGUCAAUUAACCGGCACUUUUGCGUGAAAGUUGCAAAGGGUAUUAGUCGCUCUGCUGGGCGGGCUGGGAAACCCGUUGUAAAGUGGGAUGAGGUGCAAAAUUGGUUCGACAACAGGCAGAAAAAGAGUCCAGUUAAAGCAACUCCUCCGUCUAUCAAUCAAAAAACAGUUACUCCUUCACCUGAUAUCUCUAAGAAUGUGGCUGCUCGUCCUGAUGCUUCUGACCUAAAGAAGGCUAAUGAAACCAACCAGCUGCCUAAAGCAGCGGAGAAGUUACCAGAUUUAUCAGAGCUAGAGUUUGAGGCAAGGUCAAGGGAUGGAGCAUGGUAUGAUGUUGAGAGAUUCCUCUCCCACAGAUUUGUCAGCUCUGGUGAAACUGAAGUUCGCGUAAGAUUUGUGGGGUUUGGGGCUGAAGAAGAUGAAUGGGUGAAUGUGAAAAAUGAUGUGCGAGAGCGUUCAAUCCCCUUAGAGAACUGGGAAUGUCUCAAAGUCAACGCUGGGGAAAUGAUGCUUUGCCUUCAAGAACGAAAAGAUCAAGCUAUAUAUUAUGAUGCACUUAUUUUGGAUGUUGAACGAAAAAUGCACGAUAUAAGGGGUUGCAGGUGCAUCUUCCUUAUUCAGUAUGACCAUGAUAAGAGUGAGGAAAAGGUUCGUUUGAGGAGAUUAUGCCGCAGAGCAUAACAAGAGAGACAAGGAAAUGAUCUUUGUAGUGAUUAAGAAUGAUGAUUAGGUUAUUAUUGUUGUUAAACGCUGUUAGAUAGUAAAUGAAGUCAUGAAGUUUUGUGGAGAUUCAAUCGUCUCAUUAUUUUGGUUGCCCUGUUUAAGCUAGGGAGACGGGAGUCAACAGCUACAACUCAAUCUUGUAUAUUUUUACAUGGCUUCAUUUUUAUAUCCUCUAUUCCUUGAAGCGAAUAUCUCAAUAUGCAAAAUACUUUUAAUUGGGUUCUCAAUAUUGAGCCUUACUCAAUCAGCCAAAAGUUCUACAAACAGAUUUUAUGUAAUCGGCACGAAAUUAUCAGAUUCUACCUGUGAUUUUGCAAAAUUGAUGUAAUGUUGAAGUAAAAAGAAAUUGAAGUUGACAGUAUUUUUAGA